UUGUUCGUGACAGUCUAUGGUGACAGUUAAAUGUCAUAUCAUUUAAAACAUAUUCUAAUGUCUAAAAAAUUGUUUAACCGAAAUUAUGUAAUUAAUUUUAUUUUUAUUUACUUCUUAUCGAAUGUAUUCGUGCCAUAUUAUCUAGGUUUUGAGUACAGUUAUAAUUAGAGUAUUGGUUAUUUAGUAAACAGUUCUGGAAACCUUAAUUAAUAUCUUAUUAGUUGUGCUCCUCUACAAUCACAAAUAUGGCAUUAAAUAAUAUUAAGAAACUGUUACAUUUAAGUCCAAUUGGUCAGAAUAUUUCUAUCAAUGCCAGAAGAUUUAAAAGUUUAAGUUGUAAGGUUCUUAUUGUUGGAGGAGGCAGUGGAGGCUGUUCAGUUUCUGCUAAAUUUUCUAAAAUACUCAAGAAACAUGAACUCAUAAUAGUUGAGCCCAGUGAUAUCCAUUAUUAUCAGGCAUUAUUUACAUUAGUUGGUGCUGGUAUAAGGUCUCUUAAAGAUUCACUCCGUAGUACUGCUUCAGUUCUUCCUAAAAAUUCAACAUGGAUAAAGGAUAGUGUUGUAGAAUUUAAGCCUGAAACUAACUCUGUUUUACUAUCUAAUGGUGAUCAAAUCACAUAUGACUAUAUAGUCAUAUCUACUGGCUUGAUAUUACAUUUUGAAGAGAUUGUAGGACUAAAUGAAGCUUUGACAACACCCUAUGUUUGCUCAAAUUAUUCACCAGAAUAUGUGGAAAACACCUACAAAGUUUUACAGAAAUUAGAAUCGGGCAAUGCAGUUUUUACUUAUCCUGAUAGUCCUGUAAAAUGUCCAGGUGCUCCUCAAAAAAUAUGUUAUUUAACUGAAGACUACCUUAGAAUUAAUGGAAAACGGGACAAAGUUAACAUUUAUUAUAACACUUCAUUACCUGUUAUUUUUGGUGUAAAACGAUAUGCAGAUGCUCUUUGGAAGAUUGUUGAAAAUAGAGGAAUUCAUGUCAAUUUGAGGACAAAUCUUGUUAAAAUUGACCCUGAUAAGAGAAUUGCUUACUUUGAGAACUUGGACAACCCUGAUAUCAAAACUCAAUUAGAGUACAACAUGUUACAUGUUACUCCUCCAAUGUCACCUCCUAAUGUCAUAAAGAAAAACAAACUUCUUGUAAAUGAAGCUGGAUUUGUUGAUGUCGAUAAGAACACAUUACAGCACAUACGAUUUCCAAAUGUUUUUUCACUUGGAGAUUGUUGUAGCACACCUAAUUCAAAAACUGCAGCAGCUAUUGGAUGUCAAUCAAAAGUUUUAUAUGAUAAUAUAAAUUGCCUGAUAGAUGGAAAAAAGAUGUCAAGAUCAUACAAUGGUUAUGCAUCAUGUCCUCUAGUAACAGGAUAUAAUUCAUGUAUAUUGGCUGAAUUUGAUUAUGAUUUACAACCUUUAGAGACUCUACCAUUUCGUCAAGACCAAGAAAGAUGGAUAUUCUAUUUCUUAAAGAAGGACAUUCUGCCUCCUCUUUACUGGCACUUGAUGUUAAGAGGAGUGUGGAAUGGGCCAGGUAUAGUUCGAAAAUUAUUGCGUCUGAAGCUCAAAUAACGAUUAAAUUUAUAUUUCAAUUUUAAACAUUAAAGUUUUACCAUAUGAGAAUGAGAAAAGAAAAAUUACAAUUUUAAUGUUUAAUUAACUGAUGAUAUUUUAUUAAUAUAUAUCGUAACAAUAUGUAUUAGGCCGUACUAAUAAAAGUAUGUAUUGUAUUAAUUUUAUGACAUCAAUAACUAGUAAGAUGUGUAUUUAAUCAUAAAAAAUUAUAAUGUUGUCUGUUACUUUAUAGUUUAUCUAAUAUGUUAUUGCAUCAAAAUAUAUUUUUAUUAAGUUUUUAA
Molecule: messenger RNA, 1846 nt
Organism: Agrilus planipennis (emerald ash borer)
Lineage: Eukaryota; Metazoa; Arthropoda; Insecta; Coleoptera; Buprestidae
Gene: Sqor
Product: sulfide:quinone oxidoreductase, mitochondrial
Exons: 6
Coding region: 246-1562 (438 amino acids)
Cellular component (GO): mitochondrion
Molecular function (GO): FAD binding; sulfide:quinone oxidoreductase activity
Source: RefSeq, a predicted model, not a curated record